AUAGCUUCCACUUCUACUAACUUUUGUCAGAAGAGCGGCGCCCUUGCGAAAUAGUCUAAAACUAGGGUUAUGUGCAAUAAUCAGUCUAGACUAACUUUCUCGCAUAUGUGGUCUCGCCAGGCGAACUUCUGUAGCCGAGCUGCUGGGAACUGGCAUUAAACAAAACUGACGUCUACGUUGUUCAUGGUGGCGGCGUUAUCCUGCACAACCUCUUUAAAAAGAUAAUAAAUAAACAAGGAUCCCAUUUUAAGUUACCACGAGUUCAUUAUCACCACACAAUGAUCAAGAAAGCUUUUAGACAACCCUUUAAACGCUGUUGGAUUUGAAAAGCAAAAACGAACUCAAUGAAAUUGGUCUGAAGAUGCAAGCGAAGUCAUCAAAUAAGUAAUUACAGGCCUGAUAUCUAACCAUGAUCGUUCGCGACAGUCCUGGAUCAUCUGGCCCGAAAGAAGUGGAUGACGGGUUCCGUGUGCGAUAUCUUGGAAGUGUUUUUUUCCCCACCAGAAGAAAGAAAGUGAACAUGCGAACUUUACAAAAGCCGUUACUGGACCUUUACACUAAGUCCAGAAGAAGAGGAGAAGACCAACGCAGUGUCCAUCCCCUGGCAUUGACUCAGCACCUUCUGCUAUCUGAUUAUGGACUAGUGGUGGCUGAAAAUGAAGAAGACCAAGAGACAGGAAACCGUGAGGCCGUAGUUACAAAAGUAAUUACUCCAAUAUCUGGGAUCAUUAUUUGGGCUUCAGUUCGUUUUCACACUAAAAUACUGAAAAGAAGAAUGUUUGGAGCGGCCUUCGUUCCCUUAGCUUGCUCAGAUGCGGUCAUGGACAAAAAAAGCUAUGUCCAACUAGCGAGGAAACACCGCUUUUUGGUGAGUUUAACCCAUCCAUCUCUUUUCGUAUGUUUUCUACGAGGUGUCGGUUCUUUAAAAUCUGUGGAGUGUCAUGCUUUUGUCUGUGCUAGUACUGAAGAUGCCAUGACUAUUUGCUCCUUACUAGACAAUAUUAAACAAACAAGUGAAAUAAUUGGUUCGAUGGAGCUUUUUGUCGAUGAUAGAAGCAGCAACCGAACAUCUGGAAGAGUUUUUUAUAGCCACAACACUCUCAUGCCUGACACGGAGACGCCAUCAAUUAUUAGUCAUUCAAAUUAUAACAAUGAGAGAAAGAUAAAUCACCAAUCUCAACAGCUCAGGGCCUCAAAGUGGAGGAACAUUUGGACAAAAAAAACAGAUCUUGAAAAUUAUUAUGAAAAUGAAAUGAGUCAUAUUUCUUCGUCUCCAGAUUCCAAUAAAAGAUACAUUCGAAAUAGUCAUGGAAUUACAGAAGAAAAGUCGGAAAAGGCUAUUCCUGUAUAUCCUUUGUAUAGGAAAAGACACGAGGAGGGCUACAAUAGAAGCAGAUCAUUUGAAAGACUAACAGACAAAUCCAAUGGACCAGAUGAUGGUAAUAUUAAAUUAGUGUCAUGUAACAAUCUGAUUGAUGGUCAUUUUUCACUAGAAAAUAGACAUGAAAAUGUUUCUGACCAAAUGAACAAGAAUUCAAGUCGCACAAGAAGCUGCAAAAAUGACAAUAUAAAAGAAUCUCUACAGAAACGUUCGCGUCAUAACACCAGACAAGAGUUGCAAAAUCGAAGUAAAUCUUUGGACAGAAUCUAUUACAAUGAUGUUCAUUUCACAUCCGAUAGUGAUAGAAAUAUGACUAGCAUUAACCGCUGUCGCUCAACUGAAAGAAUUGAAAAUGCACUCUCGUCAUCUAGAGAUUUACCUCGCGAAAAUCUUAUUGAAAAACAAAAUCAAUUGGACGGAGGGAUUUGUGAUACUAUUUACAAGAAUAAAUCCUUCACACUUUCCAAUACCGAACCAGAACGCUUAGAAAACCUUGGCAACAGAUUUUGUUGCAAUCAAAAUAAUGAUAACAAUUCUAUCAACCAAAGAAAAUCCACAAAUAAUGAACUCCGAAAAGACUUUUUGCCCCAAGAACAUGACCGAAGACACAUCUGGAACGUGAUACAGAAGCACAAUGAUGUUCAUAAUAUAAAACAUCCAACAGGUAGACCAGAAAGAAAUUAUGAUAUAUAUACUAAUACGAAUCUCAUUUCAGAACAAGCUGUUCAUAAUGUCCCAAUAACAAUUAUAAAUAAAGUCCAAUCGGCUUAUGAAAUAAAAGAUAAUAGCCAGCAAAGUUCAGAAAUAAACACAAGAACAUCAGAUGUGGAAGGUGAGAGUGAUUCUCAGUAUUUAUCUAAUAUUACACAAAAUAAUGCUUUAAAAGGUAGUUGUAAAAGUGACAUUGAUUUCAGAUUGGAGAAAUUUUUAGGCAAUGAAAAUAAUGACGUUUACAAUCAUUCCUUGAGUAAUAGAAAAAAGACUAAAGGAUGUCGAAAAGCUGAGGAAUUGACUCAUUCACCGAAUCAGUAUUUCGUAGAUCACUGCAUUUCCAAUUAUGAAAUUGAGGAACUUUCAAGAGAUUAUGCACCAUUAACAUCACUUACUGAGAUUUUAACAAAUAGUGAUCAGAAAGAAGAAAUGGAGCUUUCGGAGACGAUAGAUUUUAGCAGCGAGAGUGAAUAUUCUGAGUUUUUUAGAGGCAGAAGAGAAUAUGUGAAUGAAGUCUUCACAAGAGAUACUACACACAAAGAUUAUGAUGAUAAUAGGAGAAACCCUAGUAGAAAAUGCAGAAAAGAUGAAAAAUAUAUUAAUAAACUUCAGACUCAUGCUGAUGUUCAUGAAUCGGGAAAAUUUUUAUCUGUAAGACACAAUGAAAUGAGAAAAUGUCGUCUGGAUAAGAACAGCCACGGCAAUACAAAAAUUACAAUAAAAGUACCUUACCAGAAAAACCUUCAGACGGAACAAGCUGACCUUAUGCAAAACGAAACUUCAUACUUACCAUCUAGUGUUCGUACUUACAACACAGGUAACAAUACUAAAAAUUGGGCCACUCUAAGUCAAUUGUCGGAUUCUACGUGUCAAGGCUCAAUGACCUAUAAUGGAGUAGCGACGUUACCGAUGACUAAAAUGUCUAACCAUUAUCAAAAAGCAAAUCGAUUUUCAUCAGAUGACCAUCUCCAGAGAAGACCCAGUUUUCUUACUAGUCUAAAAAAAUUCAGUCUAAAAUCCUUUAAUCGUGCCAAGAAGAAACUAAUGAACUUUAGGUCAAAACUGAGGGAACAUCUCAGAGGUAGAAAGGGAUCGGAUUGUUCUGAGGACUCAGCUUAUGACACAUCAGAGGUGUGUUUCAGUCCUCAAGGAAACCAAAUCAUUAAAACUCGGAGAAAAAAGAAGAGGCAACUGUCCUGGAGUUUUCAUGACCUGAGGUCUAAUUUGCCGUCCAAAAACUUCUCAAGACAGCAGCAUAGAAGUAGGAGCGGAGGAUCAGCUCUGAGUGGCUCAUCUACUGGCGAACUGUCUCGAAAAGAGAAAAGAAAAGGAAUAAAGCACCGAAGGCGUCGGCGUGGCACUGGAAGUAGUGGUUCUUCUGACUCUGGCGUGGAAGAAUAUUUUUCAGAUUAUUCUGGAGUUAUCAACAAUAAAUAUAAGAGGCCGGAUUCAGAAUUGGAAAAUAUGGCUACACAGGUAACCCUAGUCAAUGUGAAACAUGGUAUGAGCCAGAGGAAGUUCUGGCAAUGGUCUCGAACAAAUCUUCAAGAUGAACUAGGGUAUAUACCAUAAAUGAACAGAAUAAAUGUUGGGUGACUGAAAGUGUCUGUAAAGUGAAACACUGGGAAAUGUACCAGUGUGUGAGUAUAAAAUAGUUAAAAUUUCUCGGAAAGAAGUGUUUGUUAUGUUAAACACAAAGCCUUCGAGAAAGAAAAUACAGCCAAGAAUAUUUAUUACUAAUAAAAACACGUCACAGGUUGUUGUUUUUUUCUUGGAGUUAGGACGUUAUUAAAAACUAUUUGUGAAUAUGAAGAUGUGUAAACUAGUAAUUUUCUAUGCGCAUGUGAGAAAAACUAGGAUUCGGUAGUCUUUUAAUCUGUUAUUCUAAAUUAUUGCUCUCAAAGUCAGAAGUGAUUCGUGAUGAUCCUUACGAAACUUUUCUGGGGCACACAUUAGUGUUAAUUAAGGCCUUUAAAUGCUAUGUAAUGCACUAUUUCUUAGUAUAUAAAAACCCUACUUAACGCCAUUCAACUUACAUGAUUUUGAUUUUACAUCUUAUGCACAGAGAUUAAAAAUCAUCCUAGUUAAUUAUAU
Limulus polyphemus (Atlantic horseshoe crab) is the source of this 4186-nucleotide messenger RNA. RefSeq lists its product as uncharacterized. The transcript has 3 exons. Bases 410 to 3664 code for a protein of 1084 amino acids. Lineage: Eukaryota; Metazoa; Arthropoda; Merostomata; Xiphosura; Limulidae. The record is from RefSeq and is a predicted model, not a curated record.